This is a messenger RNA of Cuscuta europaea, 1415 nucleotides long. NCBI's taxonomy places the organism in Eukaryota, Viridiplantae, Streptophyta, Magnoliopsida, Solanales, Convolvulaceae. The record is from the annotation of a GenBank genome assembly.
CAAAUAGUGUAUAAAUUGUACAAAAUGAAGUCAAAGUCCAAGUUUAGAAACGAGCGCCAGAAUGGACAGAGUGUUUUCUUGUUCGGUGGAAUCUCCCAGACCCCAUACCCAGACCCGACAGAAAAGAGUGUUUUCUGAUAUCGCCGACGAGUUCUGGCCGCUGCCCCCGUCCCCGUCGGAUCCGCUGUCCCACGCGUCGGAGAUCGGAACCGGGUCCCCUCCUUCCUCCUCCUACGGGAUGAUGAACAGCUGCUCCUCUGAGUGGAAAUUCCAGGGCUUUCUCCAGGAAGGCUCCAUCAUUGAUCAGAGCUUUCCUCAGGCCCUUCUGAUUGACUCUGCCGCCAAUGCUUCAUCUUCUACAUCUACUGCUCAUUCGCCACAACUGCAGCAGAUCCCCGCUACCAGUCGAAAUCCGAAUGACAAUGUGACGACGUCUGGUGCAGCAGCUGCGGCGAAGGCAAUUAACAUCAGGCCUCAAAAUUCAGCCGCUGUGCCGCCAUGUAAGGGUUCAUCGGUCUCUAAUUCAUUUGAACAAGGAUCACAGGUACCAUCUAAAGGAUUUGUACAUAAUUUGCCAAUGGUGGAAGAGGAGGCUAGAGUGCCACCGGGUAUACCCUCCUUGCCUGCAGUACAGAAGAAAUCUGCUACACAGGCUCGGUCAACAAUUAGUGGGUCAGAGCAGUCAGAUGAUGAUGAAGCGGAAGGAGAAGGCGAAGCUGAAACAACUCGGCACGGGGACCCAGCAGAUGUGAAACGUGUAAGGAGAAUGAGAUCUAACAGAGAAUCAGCUAGACGUUCCAGGAGUAGAAGGCAGGCCCAUCUGACAGAACUGGAUACACGGGUGUCUCAGUUGAAAAUUGAAAAAACAUCUUUGGAGGAUCGUUUGACAGAUGUGAGAUGUAAAUACAAUGAGGUUGUGAUUGACAACAGAGUCUUGAAAGCAGAUGUUGAGACACUAAGAGCAAAGGUUAAGAUGGCAGAGCAAACAGUUAAAAGACUAACAGGUUUGGAUCCACUAUAUCAAGCGACAUCUGACAUGUCCAGAGUUAGCAUGCAAUCCUUUACUGGCAGUCGUGCUGCACCAUCAAUUGAUGCUCGUGCCGCUCUACCAAUUCAUAAUGGGUCCAGCCAUAACUUUUAUCAGAGCCCAUCAAGUGCUCCCAUUCAGCCCCUUGAUCAUCCAAGUCCAGAACAGCUUGGUAGGCAUUCUGCAAAUAGAUGACUCCAGCAUCAAUGCAGCAGGUGGCUAGCUUGGAUCAUGUACAAAAUCAAUAUCCUGGAUAAGUAGGGGUGUUUGUGGAAAUCCGCAUACACAUGAAUGAUGUUGAAUUCAUUUUUUAAAAGUUCAAUUAAUUGUGUGUGAGAAAAGAUACAUAUUUUAGCUGUUGUAACGUUUAUAUGCUUGAGAAAAUUCC